AUGGGAUGUGCAACUUCUAUGGCAGCAGCAAACCGAUCAGUUGUUUCAACGACAGGGUCAAACCUUUUGACAAAUAAACAGCGAGAUAUCAUCAAGAAAACAUGGAAAGUGAUGUGUUCCAAUAUCACUGGACACGGCAUAAAGGUUUUUCUCCGCAUAUUUCAACUCCAUCCGCACGUCAAACAGUUGUUUCCUUGUAGAGACGUUGAAGGGGAAGACCUCUUACGUGAUUCCAACUUUAAGGGACAUGCCUCAAGAUUUAUGCAGGCUGUCGGAGCGGCAGUCGAAAACAUUGAUGACAUAGAAGCAGCACUCACGCCAUUACUAACUGGCCUUGGAAAGCGGCAAAUACAGUAUACAGGUUUUAAGAACGAAUAUUUCGACGCAUUUACAGAGGCCAUGAUGUAUGCAUGGCAUGAGGAAUUGAAAGGACAGUUUUCCGGUGAAACAAGCCUGGCAUGGGCGACAGUAUUUGAAUUCAUAAUGCACAAACUGAAGGAAGGACACGCGGCGGCAUUAGCUAACAGGGAUAAGGUUCAACAGAAUUUAGUAUCCAAUGAUCAGAUCGCAUCGAAGUGA
This is a messenger RNA of Mizuhopecten yessoensis (Yesso scallop), 579 nucleotides long. RefSeq names its product neuroglobin-2-like. Bases 1 to 579 code for a protein of 192 amino acids. The record is from RefSeq and is a predicted model, not a curated record. NCBI's taxonomy places the organism in Eukaryota, Metazoa, Mollusca, Bivalvia, Pectinida, Pectinidae. The transcript has a single exon. Gene Ontology annotation, molecular function: heme binding; oxygen binding.